AGCGGCCGCAGCGCUGUCAGCCAGGAGCGUCACACAGGAAGAAAACAACAAUGUAGCCGAGCGGCUAAUGCUACCAACACACACAUUAAAUGCCCAAGUAAGACAUGUUUCCGAGGUAGUUAAGUGUUUCUUAAAGGCAUAUUUGGAUCAUAUUAAUUCAAGUUAACGCGUUUUAUAUCACAACGGAGAGAAACGAGUGCAGAGAUGCAGUCUGGUGAGUCUGUGGUUGGAGCAGCAAUGGGGGUAGCUGGGGCUCACAGUCGGUCAGAGGAUGAGGAGUCACUCAGUGUAAAAGACAUGAAAAGGACGACAACACAAGCAUUUGGCGGUGGAGUUCCAAAACGGAGAAGUUCAUCCAGGUCUAUAAAGAGAAAGAAGUUUGACGAUGAGCUGGUGGAGAGCAGUCUCGUGAAGUCAUCCAGUAGAGUCAAAGGCCCUCCAGUCAUAGAACCUGUCCGCUGUUCAGGAAGUGAGCCUUCAUCUAGUGAGAGGAAAAAGCUGACAAAAUCAGGAACUGCGUUCACACCACCUCUUACGAUGAUGUUAAACCCUGCUCCAAUGGCUAAAAGAGUGAAGAAAAGCAAGCAACCUUUACAUAUUACAAAGGAUCUGGGAAGAUGGAAACCCACAGAUGACUUGCUGUUAAUAAAUGCUGUGUUACAGACUACUGACCUAACCUCUGUUCAUCUGGGAGUCAAGUUUAGCUGUCGCUUCACUUUGCGAGAAAUUAAAGAGAGAUGGUACUCUUUGCUGUAUGAUCCUAUCAUCUCAAAGCUGGCGUGGCAGGCCAUGCGGCAGCUUCAUCCCGAAGCGAUCGCAGCAAUCCAAAGCAAAGCGCUCUUCAGCCAGGCUGAGCAGGAGUUGUUGGCCAAGAUUGGUUCAACUAGUCAGCCCAAACUGGACAUAUUUCAGGACCUUCUGAGCAAACACCCUGAUGUCUUUCAUCCUUGUCGCACGCCUAAGAGUCUGCUGGUUCACUGGCAGCUGCUAAAGCAAUACUACCUACUGGAUGACCAGAGUGUACAACCCCUACCUAAAGGUGACCAAGUACUCAACUUCUCUGAUGCUGAGCAGAUGGUUGAUGAUGCAAAGUUAAAGGACAGUAGAGAUGAGGUCUUGGAACAUGAAAUGAUGAUUUCAGAUCGUCACCAGAAAAAGGAGAUCAGACAGUUGGAGCAGGAAUUGCCUCGGUGGCAGGUUUUAGUGGACAGUAUUACAGGGAUGAGUAUGCCAGACUUUGACAGCCAGACGCUAGCAGCGCUGCGAGGAAGAAUGGUGCGCUACCUCAUGCGAUCAAGAGAGAUUACGUUGGGGAGAGCAACUAAGGACCGGCAGGUCGAUGUAGAUCUGGCACUAGAGGGACCCGCCUGGAAAAUAUCUAGAAAACAAGGAAUCAUCAAACUGAAGAAUAAUGGAGACUUCUUCAUCGCUAAUGAGGGCCGGCGGCCUAUUUACAUCGAUGGCAGACCGGUGCUAUCGGGCAACAAGUGGAAAUUAAACAACAACUCAGUGGUGGAGAUUGCAGGUCUUCGUUUUGUGUUUCUAAUAAAUCUGGAGCUCAUCUCACUAAUAAAAGCUGAAGCUGCUAAGAUGACACAGCAGUGAAUGUCAGCCGUCAAGCAGAAGAAUCCGUUUGCGGCAGGACAGUAAUUCAACAACAGUGUCUUUAGUUAAAAGCUUCUGUGGAUCGGCUGCAACACAACCUGCUGCAGGAAAUCCUUCUUGUCCACACCCAUAGUCAUCCAUGAUCACUCUCACAUAGAAACUUGAAUAACGGAAGUUACUGCAACAUCUCUCAUCCACUGGUGAUCAAUAAAGUAUUGUUGAAUUGAAGAACGAUUGUGUUUGAUGCAGUGUCUGAAGUUUGAGAGCUGACACCUUUUUCCCUAUGUCCUAAUACUUUGAAUCAUUUAGUAAUAUUAUGCAAAUUAUUUCCAAUCUUCUUUUGAGAAAUAUAUAUAUUUUUAAACUUUUCAAUGAUUUCCUUAUGCAUGUAUUAAACUGGAGAUCCUCUGGUCAUUCUUGCACAUCAAAGAUCCUUUUAU
Messenger RNA from Cololabis saira (Pacific saury), 2045 nucleotides. It is a transcript of the gene mcrs1, whose product is annotated as microspherule protein 1. The record is from RefSeq and is a predicted model, not a curated record. Bases 205 to 1605 code for a protein of 466 amino acids. Gene Ontology annotation, molecular function: G-quadruplex RNA binding; protein binding. The transcript is spliced from 15 exons. Gene Ontology annotation, cellular component: Ino80 complex; MLL1 complex; NSL complex. Gene Ontology annotation, biological process: positive regulation of transcription by RNA polymerase II. Lineage: Eukaryota; Metazoa; Chordata; Actinopteri; Beloniformes; Belonidae.